Messenger RNA from Striga hermonthica, 411 nucleotides. NCBI's taxonomy places the organism in Eukaryota, Viridiplantae, Streptophyta, Magnoliopsida, Lamiales, Orobanchaceae. The record is from the annotation of a GenBank genome assembly.
AUGGAGCCAACUAAAGAUGGGCAAAAGGAAUUAAGAUACCGGGGCAUUCGCCGCCGGCCGUGGGGAAAAUUUGCAGCCGAAAUUCGAGACCCAAACAAGAACGGGGCCCGCGUGUGGCUCGGCACGUUCGAGUCGGCCGAGCAGGCCGCUCGGGCGUACGAUCGGGCAGCCUAUGCACUCCGGGGCCACCUGGCAAUUCUCAAUUUUCCGAACGACGGGCAGUAUCGAAAUCCAGGGCCCCACAUGCGUAAGUCGGGUAGGGUUGGUUAUGGCCAUGCAAAUUCUCCUUAUGAUCCGUGCCCAUCGGGUUGUGAAAGUCGAGGAGCGACAGAGCUCGGGGGAAGGGAAGUUAUCGAGCUCGAGUAUUACGACGAUAAAUUGCUCGAAGAUCUUCUUGGAACGCAGUUUUAG